Molecule: messenger RNA, 4082 nt
Organism: Trichobilharzia regenti
Lineage: Eukaryota; Metazoa; Platyhelminthes; Trematoda; Strigeidida; Schistosomatidae
Source: the annotation of a GenBank genome assembly
GCCGUGAGAAAAUAUGAACAAGCCUGAGUCAACAACCAAUCACAGCAAAGUGAACGUGGCAAAAUAUGAUUCGCAGAGAGAACUCUAUUUGUCAAGGAAUCCCGAAACAACCAAUCAGAAGCCUGCGUUUGUCUACCUAAACAACCAAUCAGAUGACUGCGCUUGUCUAUAAUAAUGUAGUUGAAAGAUGUAUAAAUACGUGUUGAUUUUCAUAAUAAAACGAUCUGUUGCCUGGCCCUUGUCUUCUGUUGUUACAUUUGGUGUCGCUGCCUACCGACAAAUGAAAAGCCUAUACCAUGCAGUUUUUGAUGGAGACAUAUGGAUCUUCGGGCAGGACUUCAAGGCUUCUGCGCAGUUGAGUGGCGUUCAAGAUCUGUCAGCGAUGGAGCUGCUACUUGAGACGCUGCUGGGAGGUCGGGCGAAAGCAGCAUAUGAAGGUGUGGGCCGAAGUAUGGACGAAUGUUCGGCAGGGUCAGGCAAACAGUUUCCAAAGUGGGAAGGACCAUAUAUGGUCACUUCGAGAUGGGGUUACGCAGACACAGUCGCAAUGGCAAACAAUAAGAGGCGCGUGAACGUCAGCGAGCUCCAGAAAUGGAUACAGCGAGACAAGCCAACGAUGACGCCUGCACCAAGUAGAUCAAGCCGACUUCAGUCGCACGUAUUUGACGGGGGGACGAGUGUGGUGAGAGCAGGCUGCUAGCCGAUUGGUUGGCACUAAUCUACGUUAAGGUCUAGGUCACUAAUAUGGGCCGUGAGAAAAUAUGAACAAGCCUGAGUCAACAACCAAUCACAGCAAAGUGAACGUGGCAAAAUAUGAUUCGCAGAGAGAACUCUAUUUGUCAAGGAAUCCCGAAACAACCAAUCAGAAGCCUGCGUUUGUCUACCUAAACAACCAAUCAGAUGACUGCGCUUGUCUAUAAUAAUGUAGUUGAAAGAUGUAUAAAUACGUGUUGAUUUUCAUAAUAAAACGAUCUGUUGCCUGGCCCUUGUCUUCUGUUGUUACACCGUAAGAAUAGCGAACCAUUGUUACCGAAACUUCUAAGCUCUAGCUUGAAGACCAGUAUUCCAAGGGUUGAGAAAUUAAAAUCAAAUGGAAGCAUUGAGAAGAUAUUCGUCAUCUUCGUCUACGGAUACAGCUAGUGUUAGUGAUGAAUUACCAGAAACAAAAGUGUCAAACCAAAAGAAAUCUACUAAUUUUGAGAAAAUAACUCCCACCGUUAAUGGACAUGAUCACUACUCAGGUUACAAUCAGCACAACAGUCAACAGCAGUCGAAUAACUUGAAUGAAAAGAAGAAAACAUCUAAACCUAAUUUAGACAAUCAAAAUGCAUUGUUGCAUCAACCUACAUCUGAUUUAACCUUUGUAAAAGUUGCCCAAACUAACAAGUUGAAUGAAACUGCUACCAUCAAUAAUAACUACAACAGCAACAGCAACAACAACAACAACAACAACCACAUAAAUCCAGCAUAUCAAAGAAAACUCAACGGUGUAACACCAAAUACUGAUUAUCAUGGGAUAUUAUCAUCAGAUACAAAAUUAGAUGAGAAAGCCUUUGUUCAAAUGAUUGAUAAUGAAGGAGCUCUGGGAUCAAUAAUAUCAAUCAAUCCGGAGGAAUAUGAUAAAAAGGUAACAGAGGAACAGAAACCUGAAGGAAAACAAAGCAGUAUUAUAACAGUUUUUUCAAUAUGGAAUACAAUGAUGGGCACAUCUAUCCUAGUCAUGCCAUGGGCUAUACAGCAAGCUGGAUUUGCUUUAGGCAUAUUCCUUCUGAUAUUUGUCGCUUUUAUCGCCGGUUACUGUGGUUAUCUUGUGUUAAGAGCUACAGAAGAUUUAAAAAUCAUACAGAAUCUUCGUUCAUCUGUCUAUAUGGAAUUUCCUGAUGCGUGUUUUUAUCAUUUGGGCAAAAUUGGUUAUAUAACAGCUAUAAUCUUUUCAAUGUUAGCAUUAUUCGGUGCAUUAAUUGUCUAUUAUGUACUAAUGUGUAAUUUCUUAUAUUACACUGGAGAUUAUAUUUAUCAUCGCAUACAGGAUUCGAAUAAUUCACACAAAGAUCCAGUGUACACAUUAUGGAAUAAAACGUAUACUGGUGCUGUUUGCAUUAACUUACCUUUAGUGCCUGUAGGAGAUGAAGCAAAUAUUACUAUUAAUCCAAUGUUUAGUAGUGGUAGUCAGUUAUUUAAUCAUUCAGACAGUAAUACUUAUGUUUCAAUGUAUGAUCGUUUAUGGUCAAAAACUGGUACUGUACCAGCUUGGUUAUUAAUCGUUAUCAUACCGUUGAUUUCAAUUAAAUCACCAACAUUUCUUGGAAAGUUUAAUGCAUUCGGUACUAUCUCUGUAUUCUACCUCCUCAUAUUAGUUUGUAUUAAAGCUGCUCAAUGGGGUCUUAAUUUGGACUUUUAUUCAGAUCAUCCAUAUCGGAUUGUUCAUCAAGCCCAGCCAACAUUUGUCAGUUUGACUGGUGUCUGUUCAUUGGCAUUUUUCAGUCAUAAUGCUUUGCAUACACUUACACGUUCUCAAAGGAGACCACAGAAUAAUACACGUGAUGUGGCACUGGCAUUUAUCUGUGUAGCAGCAACCUAUCUUGCCAUCGGUUUAAUAUUCUUCUGCACAUUUCCACUGGCUAAAUCGUGUAUUGAAGAUAAUCUCUUAAACAAUUUGUCAACUGAUAUUCCCGUCUUUAUUGGUCGAUUCGGAUCAUUACUACAAAUGUUCACUGUAUUUCCGAUGAUUCUGUAUAUCUUAAGAGUCCAGUUAAUGAUGGUCAUCUUCAAGAAAGAAUAUCCAGGGUUCCUUCAUGUUUCCGUCUUACACGCGAUCAUUCUUGGAUUAUGUCUAGUAUUUGCCAUAUUAUUACCGAAAAUUGGCACCAUCAUUCAAUUCAGUGGUUCCCUAUGCGGUCUUGUCUACAUGUUUGCAUUGCCUCCAUUAAUCUACCUGUUGAAUAAACGUGAAUUGGAUAAAAUGAAAUCACAGAAAGAAACUAUCCAACCAGAAAUUUAUUCUGAUGGUAAAUUGCUCAAUGGGAAAGGUGUUCUCAGCAAUGGCAGCACUGUUCAUCAACACCGACAGAUGGCAACCGACGACUUUACACCAUUUAAUGAAUUUCAAGUUGAUAAUCGUAGUGAAUCUUCGUCAGUAAUUAAAUUUAAAAUUAUAUCAGAACGUGAAACACUAAAAUGGUAUUUAAUUGUAUGCGUACAUGUAACAAUUAUGCUAUUAGGUGUAUUAAAUUUCAUUGGACAAUUCUCUGUAUUCUUCACAUAACUGGAAUUUAUUCAAUGCUCAAACAACUCACGCACAAAUAAAAUACACUGUGAAAAAUACACUCUACUACCAUCGUCGCUGCUGCUGCCAUUGCUGACGCCGCCAUCCCUCCGUAGUGUAUGACCUCGACUAUUAUUCAGCAUUAUUGAUUUCUUUUCGCCUAAUUAUCUAUCACUUCACACUGGAAACAACUCACCUCAACCUGCCUGACUACUACACCGCGUUGUCCGUAUACAUAAUACGAUGUUUAUGUUCGCACGCAAGCGAUUCCAAUCUAAUCUUAUCCAAGGUGGAUGUCCUGCUAAAGUCAAUCAAUCUCCCCAUCUCACCCCAAAUUUUAUCAGUUAAAAUUCUCCUAUUUUGUUUCCCUUAUUAUAAAGCACUAUAAUAUCUGUACUUUAUAGUUUAUAGCCCUGUAGUUUCUCACUUCAGUUGAGUUAUAACCAUCUUUUACAGCUGUCACACUUCUUUUAUUCAAUUCUUUAUUUAUCACAUUUUUAUAUAUGUGCUGAAGUAUUGUGCAAUUGUACUUCAGACGGUUUUCUAUUCUCGUUGUUGCCGUUGUUGUUAUCACUGCUGUCUUCGCAUGAAUCGCUUAUAUUUUCUGAUAUUUUUAGUCACCAUCCUCUAUCUGGAUAUUUCCAUCGACAAACAUGAUGGGAUUUAAUUUCUUCUAACUUUAUUAUUUAUUUUCAUUUUUAAUCAUAACACUACUUAAAUAAUCAUUUUUUUUAACAAAAAUUAUAUGUCUUUAGCAUUAUUUAUAAUUAUUAUUAGUAUUUGUAAUAUUUCUGGAUAAAGUAUAUAUAUACAUAUU